UUUAAAUGUACGUAUAUGUGUAGUAGAUACAUAAUAAUGUGUUAACUCUAACGCGUUUUUACUUUUAUUUUUUUGGUUCUUAAUUAAAAUUUUAUUUAUUUUUUCAGGACAAACAAAAAUAUUUUUUAAAGAUUUGUAAAAACUUUAAUUUUAUUUAAAAAAAUGGUAUCAGCUAGUGAAGCAGCAAAGGAAUACAGAGAAGCCCUUUCUGACCUGACAAAGAAUGACAAACUUCAGAUAAAUUUGCUUACGGAUUUGGCAAAUGACUAUGCUUUUUAUUCUAGUGAAAUUGUUGGAGUUAUUGAGGAAUCUCUCUACAAGUGUUCUGUUCCACUCAAAAUUGUUGUGUUAUACGUGAUUGAUUCAAUCGUAAAGAACAUUGAAAAAACUGGAGGUUAUCGUGAACUGUUUGCCAAGAAGAUUGUUGACAUGAUUGUUCAUGUAUUCAAGGAGGUGGACAUCUCUUGA
Molecule: messenger RNA, 468 nt
Organism: Meloidogyne enterolobii
Lineage: Eukaryota; Metazoa; Nematoda; Chromadorea; Rhabditida; Meloidogynidae
Source: the annotation of a GenBank genome assembly